Maudiozyma barnettii is the source of this 3492-nucleotide messenger RNA. It is a transcript of the gene PKC1, whose product is annotated as protein kinase C. The coding region runs from base 1 to 3492 and encodes 1163 amino acids. Lineage: Eukaryota; Fungi; Ascomycota; Saccharomycetes; Saccharomycetales; Saccharomycetaceae. The record is from RefSeq and is a predicted model, not a curated record. Gene Ontology annotation, biological process: protein phosphorylation; fungal-type cell wall biogenesis; signal transduction. Gene Ontology annotation, molecular function: ATP binding; diacylglycerol-dependent serine/threonine kinase activity. The transcript has a single exon.
AUGAUCCCCCAGGUUGAACAUGAUAUCAACAAGAAGAUUGCAGUGGAGCAGAACAUCAUUCAGGGUGCCAAGAACUUGAAGAAAAAAACUUCAAAUUCCAUGGUUAUCCAGAAAUGUAAUACAAACAUUAGAGAAGCAAAACAAAACAUCCAAUAUUUACAAGAAACCUUGAAGAAGAUCCGCUUAAAUGAUGAAGCUAAGAAUAACGAACAAGACAAUACCCACGAACUCGGGAAGAACACCGAAUAUGGAUACCUAUCAACAAUCUCUCCUAAUGAACAUAUUUUCUCCCGACUUGAUUUAACAAAAUAUGAUUGUCCAUCGAUGUCCCAAAGAAUUCAAUAUAUGUUGCAACAAUUAGAGUUUAAAUUACAAGUUGAAGAACAAUAUCAAGAAGCAAAUACAAAAUUGACUAAAUUAUAUCAGAUAGAUGGAGAUCAACGUAGUAGUUCUGCAGCUGAAGGUGGUGUUGUUGAAUCUAAACAUAGAAUCAUGAUGCUUAAGAAAGCAAUGAAAAAAUAUCAAGCUCUUAAUAUUGAUUUAGGGCAUUAUAAACACAACGAUAAUGAUUUAAUAACCAAUCAACAACCUAAAUUUAGAAGAAAACCACUUACAGGUGUGCUAAAGAUUAUGGUGAAUGGCAUCAGAGAUGUUGAUCAUAUCCAAUCACCAAUGUUUGCCAGAAGUCCCGAUUCAUUUGUAGAGAUCAAAAUAGAUGAUACAGUUAAAGCAAGAACCAAAUUGUCUAGGACAGAUAGAUGGAAUGAAGAAUUUUCAAUUAAUAUUAGUAAAGGGAAUGAAAUUGAAAUUACUGUUUAUGAUAGAAUCAACAAUAUUACCACGCCUGUAGGGAUUAUGUGGUUAUUGUUAUCUGACAUUGCAGAAGAAAUCCGUAAAAAGAAAACUGCCAUAACUAAUGAACAAGGUUGGGUAAGCGCUUCAAAUCUUGGAUACACACAAUCUAAUACGGCCACGACUGGUGUUUCUGGUAGUGCAAAUAUUGAUACGCCAUCUGCAAAUUCUAAUAUCAUAUCUGACUCAACCACUUUACCCAACCAAGAAACAAAAACAUCUGGAGAAGGACAACAAAUUACUAGUAGCAGCUGGUUUAUUAUGGAACCUACUGGCCAAAUAUUAAUGACUUUAGGUUUUAAUAAAUCUUCGCAACCUGUUAGAUCAAAUAUAGUGGGUGGGUUACAUCGUCAUGGUGCUAUCAUGAACCGUAAAGAAGAAAUUUUCGAGCAACAUGGUCACCACUUUGUUCAAAAAUCAUUUUACAAUAUCAUGUGUUGUGCUUAUUGUGGUGAAUUCUUAAGAUAUACAGGUUUCCAAUGUCAAGAUUGUAAAUUCUUAUGUCAUAAGAAAUGUUAUACUAAAGUUGUCACCAAAUGUAUCGCCAAAAUCUCUACAGAUACAGAUCCAGAUGAAGCUAAAUUGAAUCAUCGUAUUCCACAUAGAUUUGAACCAUGUUCUAACCGUGGUACUAAGUGGUGUUGCCAUUGUGGGUACAUCUUACCAUGGAGUAAACAAAAAGUCCGUAAAUGUUCAGAAUGUGGUGUUAUGUGCCAUACGCAAUGUGUCCAUUUGGUUCCUGACUUCUGCGGUAUGUCAAUGGAGAUGGCGAACAAGAUAUUAAAGACUAUUCAAGAUGCUGAACGUAAUAAGGGUGAGAAGAAAAUACACAAAUCACAUAAGCAAUUAUCGCCAUAUAAAGCUAAUAGAGAUGUAACUUCUCCUGCUAAACACGCUUCCGUAUUUAUGGAGAAAGGUAAGAAUAUAUCUCCAAGCUCCGAAGUGUAUAAAUCUACAUCACAUAACCAAGAGUAUCCACAGGUAGAAUAUCAUUCAUCAGCUCAAGCUUCACCAAGUAAGAUCAAUGACACCACUGAUAGAUUAAACCACUUUAUUGAAGAAAAUGAGGUUUACUUGAAUUUUACUAGAGGUGCAGAGCGUGAUGAAAAGUCAUCUGAAUUAAAUGAUUAUAACAAUAGAACUUUGGAUCCAACUGCUGAUACUGUUAAAACUGUCCCGCAAAAUGGUGACUUAAAUCUAGAAGACUAUAAUAGAUAUAAUGUAGAGGAAGAUAUUGAGCAACCAUACAAAGAAGAGAACGAGCUAUGGGAAGAGCAACGUCGCCAAUUAGAAGUUGAACUCCAUGACCAAAAGGUGGCUGAGCAUGCCAAACAGAAACAAGAAGAAGAAGAAAAAGAAGAUAUGAUUAACGAACCACUUGAGUUGCAUACAACUAGAAUCCAUGAAAUAGAGGAGAGCCAUACCGCCGAACUGCAGCCACAGGAAUCGCCAAGAACUUACUCUAAUCCGUUCCGUGAUACAGAGCAAGAUCAUUUAGAAAAGAAUACAACUUCGGAUUUGGUACACAAAGAUGAACUUCAUGAUAUACCAGAAGAUGCCAGGAACAGUAUUUGUGUUUCUCCUCAAAAGGCACAUACAGGUACUAAACAAAAGAGAAAGUCAGGUAGACGUCGGAAGGUUUCUCUUGAUAAUUUCAUUCUUCUAAAAGUUCUAGGUAAAGGUAAUUUCGGUAAAGUUAUAUUAUCAAAGUCGAAAAACACAGGAAGAUUGUGCGCUAUUAAGGUAUUGAAGAAAGAUAAUAUUAUCCAAAACCAUGAUAUUGAAAGUGCUAGAGCUGAAAAGAAGGUAUUCUUACUGGCAACAAAAACUAAACAUCCAUUCUUAACAAAUCUAUACUGUUCUUUCCAAACUGAAAAUCGUAUUUAUUUUGCUAUGGAAUUUAUUGGAGGUGGUGAUCUAAUGUGGCACGUUCAAAAUCAAAGACUAUCUGUUAGGAGAGCAAAAUUCUAUGCAGCUGAAGUCCUAUUAGCGCUAAAAUAUUUCCAUGAUAAUGGUGUUAUCUAUCGUGAUUUGAAAUUGGAAAAUAUUUUGUUGACACCACAAGGACAUAUUAAGAUAGCCGAUUAUGGUCUAUGUAAAGACGAAAUGUGGUAUGGUAAGAAGACUUCCACAUUCUGUGGUACGCCUGAAUUUAUGGCACCUGAGAUUUUGAGAGACCAAGAGUAUAGUAGAGCUGUCGAUUGGUGGGCAUUUGGUGUCUUGCUUUACCAAAUGUUACUGUGUCAAUCACCAUUUUCUGGUGACGAUGAAGAUGAAGUGUUCAAUGCUAUUUUAACAGAUGAACCAUUGUAUCCAAUCGAUAUGGCCGGGGACAUUGUUCAAAUUUUCCAAGGGUUAUUGACCAAAGAUCCAUCGAAGCGUCUUGGUGGUGGACCUCGUGAUGCAUUAGAGGUUAUGGAAGAACCAUUCUUCCGCAACAUCAACUUUGAUGAUGUAUUAGCUCUACGUGUCGAACCUCCAUAUAUGCCUGAUAUCAAAUCUGCUGAGGAUACUUCUUACUUUGAACAAGAAUUUACCUCUGCACCACCGUCAUUGACUCCUCUUCCAUCUGUUCUGACAACAAACCAACAAGAAGAAUUCCGUGGGUUCUCAUUCAUGCCGGAGAACCUUGAAUUGUGA